This is a messenger RNA of Cucurbita pepo subsp. pepo (vegetable marrow), 3892 nucleotides long. Its product is annotated as putative protein FAR1-RELATED SEQUENCE 10. The record is from RefSeq and is a predicted model, not a curated record. Gene Ontology annotation, molecular function: zinc ion binding. Gene Ontology annotation, biological process: regulation of DNA-templated transcription. Lineage: Eukaryota; Viridiplantae; Streptophyta; Magnoliopsida; Cucurbitales; Cucurbitaceae.
CUCUAGUAAAGGGUCAACAUGUUCUUACAGGUCCAACAAACAGAGAAGCCCAAAACGAAGUUGGGUUGGGUGAGCUCUUCUUCCGUUCGGUGCAACCAUCCGGACUCCAAAGGAGCGAAGGGGAAACACUGGAGGGAGAUGAACACAACACAAGCCAACCGGUGAGAUUUGAACCGAAGAGGAAUGUUGGUUUAAUCACGCACUUCCCAUCAUCUAUGGAGGGUCAUCAAUAGAUUCGUUAGUGUUGAGAAAUUUGAUGUAUUAUUAGCCAAUGACAUCCAUUCCAUCGAAAAACGUAUGGAUUCGACGGCAGCAAUGCCCUUGUGGGGAUUGGAAAUGUUAUGUUUCGUACGAAGGAGAGGGUGAAGAAACUUGUGUUGCAGCGCAGUUAGUGAAGUCCGAAAGGGUUUCAUCUGAAGCCAUGGUUGCCCCUUAUGUGGGGAUGGUGUUUAAGACUGACAAUGAUGCGUUUGAGUAUUAUGGGAAUUUCGCUAGGAACAAUGGGUUUUCCAUUAGGAAAGAGCGGUCAAGACUUAGCCCACAAUUGGGUGUUUAUAAACGAGAUUUUGUUUGUUAUCGUUCAGGAUUUGCACCUGCUAAGAAAAAGCCCAUUGGGGAGCAUCAUAGAGAUAGGAAAUCUGUGCGUUGUGGGUGUGAUGCUAAGAUGUACUUGUCAAAGGAAGUAUGUGAAGGAAUUGCACAGUGGUUUGUAGUGCAAUUCAGCAAUGUACAUAACCAUGAACUCCUUGAAGAUGACCAAGUUCGCCUCCUUCCUGCGUAUCGUAAAAUUCACGAGGCCGACCAAGAACGCAUACUUCUGCUUUCCAAAGCUGGAUUUCCCAUUCAUCGUAUAGUAAAGGUAUUGGAAUUGGAAAAGGGCAUUCAUGGAGGUCAGUUGCCUUUUUUGGAGAGAGAUGUUAGAAACUUUGUUCAAAAUCGUAAGAAGAUUGUUCAAGAACACGACGCGUUGCUAAACGAGAAACGAGAGAUUGAUACAAUGGAGCUUCUUGAGGCAUGUAAAGCCACUAAGGAAUCGGAUGAAGAGUUUGUUUAUGACUUUACAGUUGAUUCAAAUGAUAAGGUCGAACAUGUUGCUUGGUCAUAUGGAUACUCUGUUAAUGCUUAUGCCAUGUUUGGGGAUGUAGUCUAUUUUGAUACUACUUAUUCUUCAAUCACAUAUGGGUUACUAUUGGGAGUGUGGCUUGGCAUUGAUAACCAUGGUAGGACUAUUUUCUUUGGCUGUGUUUUGUUGCAAGAUGAAACGUCUCGUUCGUUUGCUUGGGCUUUGCAGACCUUUAUUCGUUUCAUGAGAGGAACAUUCCCGCAGACAAUUUUGACUGAUCUUGAUCCAGGGCUUAGAGAUGCAAUAAGAACUGAAUUACCUGCCACUAAGCACAUAAUUCCUAAAUGGAAUAUUUUGUCAAAGGUAUCUAGUUGGUUUUCUCUUCAUCUUGGAUCACAUUAUGCAGAGUUCAAAGCCGAAUUUGAUUUGCUGUAUUCUGUGGAGAGUACAGAGGAUUUCGAUAUUCGAUGGGGUCAAAUGGUAUCGAUGUUCGGCCUUGUUUCGGACAAGCACAUUGAUUUACUAUUUUCUUUUCGGGAAUAUUGGGUACCGUCGUACAUAAGAGGUUGUCUUUUAGCUCAAAUGGCUACACCAGCCUAUUUCAAAUCUGUUGAUUCAUUCUUAAAAGGAGUUUUUAAUGCACAGACGUGUUUGUGUAGCUUUUUUGAGAAGGUUGGCAUUUCAGCCAACUUCCAAGGCCAUGAGCAUCAGGAGAUGCAGUAUUUGCAAGCUAAGACAAAUAUCCCUAUUGAAGAACAUGCACGAAGCAUCCUCACCCCUUUUGCUUUCAAUGCUUUGCAGCACGAACUAGUGUUAGCCAUGCAGUAUGCUGCAUCUGAAAUGGCCGAUGGAUCAUAUCUCGUACGCCACUUUAAGAAAAUGGAUGGAGAAUGUCUUGUGAUGUGGAUUGCAGAGAGUGAACAGAUUCACUGCUCUUGUAAGGAAUUUGAAUCCUCAGGCUUGCUAUGCAGACAUGCUUUACGCAUAUUCAUUAUAAAGAAUUACUUUCAGCUUCCUGAUAAAUAUUAUCUAGAUAGAUGGAGACGGCAAAGCUCUCUAGGCUCAAGUGAUGGUCAUGGUAUUCAGAGUAACGAUGGCGAUUGGUUUCAUGAAUAUCAGCACCUUACUGAGGCUCUUUUUGCAGAAGCGUCUGUCACCAAGGAACGUUGCGAGCACGUCCGUAAGGAACUAAUGAAAGAGCUCACCAGGCUUCUUAACGAGGUCAGGAGAAUGCCAGACGGUGACGGGACUGCAGCUAUGGAUUUGACUGAAUCACCAAAUGGUUAAUAAUGAUUCUGUAAAGGGAUUCUACGAAUUUGAAUUCAUCUGCGUCUAUACUUUGUGCAUGAUUGAGUAUUUGGGAAGGAAGAGAACUGCAUAUCACAAGCAGUUCUUUAAGUUCUUUAAGUUAGAACAUGCCUGGCUAGAACGUUGAAGAGAUGCAGAAUUAUCGUCGGAGGCUCUCGAGCGUUGUACGGUAUCGUAUCACAAGCAUCUGAACAAUUCAGCAUACGUGACUUUGAAUCGUGGAUGAAUGAUUUAUAUCAAUCUCGGUAUGAACAUCUCUCCUAAGCUUAUAAGACAUAUACUGAAUGUUUUGAACAUAGUUAGAUGAAUGAGGCAGCCUGCUACUUGUUUGUCGUUCUUAUUUCUGAAAACUUUAGCUGAUUUCAAUUAUUAUACUUCACAACAAAGUCUACAGAAAGAAAGUAGAAACAAAAGAAGCGUUGCCCUUCUUAUUAUACAGAAAACUGAUGGGAUAUUAGAAACUGUGUUGGACUAAUAGAAAGUUGGAUACUCCAUAGCGUAUGAACAUUAUGAAUUCAUAGGCACUAACACCAUACACCAUUAACUGGCUGAGCUGAGCUCUCAAGAAACAGUGGAGUGUUUGUUUUGAAAGAGAUGAUAGCCAUUAAUUCUGAUCAGGCCAUGUAAACGCCCCCAUUGCAAAGGCCCUCUUCUCCUCCAAACUGCCAUGAAAACUCAAGCCAUAUUCCUUGAGAAGCAGAUCCACCUUCCAGUCCUCCAUCUUCUGGUAAUCUGCCUUGUUGUAACGAGGGUAAUGAAGAGGCAUUUGAAACCCAGAAUCGCAUUUUUCUUCACAACCCCUUUUCCCUUGUGAGCUUUUCGGGACCUCGAUCGGGUUCCCGAGAGGGUAACUUGUUGAAUGAAGCAGCCAUUUUAAAGGCAUGGCCAUCUCUGUUUGGAAGGAAGAAACAGAGAGAAAGGGAAUGUUUUGAGUUAAGAGGCAAGAGGCGGUGAAUGGGAAGCAACUGUAUUUAUAGGUAGGGGAAAGGGAAAACAAAAAGAACAAACAAAACUAUAUACUGGUUUUGUGCCAGAAUUAAUUGAUGGCUAGCUCUGUUUGGAAGGUUGGUAGUGGCUGUGGUGAUUUCGUGAAGUAAUUUUCAAUGGAAUAUAGAAUUGAAUAUGGAUUCAAAUUUGGAGGUGUUGUUUCAAUAACGGCAAGUAGCUUCCUUCUGGAAUGGGGAGUUAGGUGGAGAGAAAAGAAGGAAUUAAGGGUGUGGGGAGUUCAUAACGCUUCCUUCACAUAUUUGAAUGUGAAUCUGGUGAACCAAAACCAGCAGUCCACAGAAGAAUACAUGGAUGCAACCUAAACCAGACGUCCAUUCUCUGUUGAUAAAUUCAUGGGUUUUCAAUCAGAGAGGGAAAAAAGGCGUCUUGAACUUGAUAACGUGGAAGAAGAGGAAAACAGGAAGAACAUGGGCAAUUAAUCGACACCCUGAGAUUUAAGCUAUUGUGAAAUUUGUAUCUCGAAUUUUUUUCAAAUGUGAUUAAUGCAAAUUAGGGACUUCGUUCUUUUGGUAA